Messenger RNA from Podarcis raffonei (Aeolian wall lizard), 6531 nucleotides. It is a transcript of the gene BRPF3, whose product is annotated as bromodomain and PHD finger containing 3. The transcript is spliced from 13 exons. The record is from RefSeq and is a predicted model, not a curated record. Bases 738 to 4223 code for a protein of 1161 amino acids. Gene Ontology annotation, molecular function: protein binding. Gene Ontology annotation, biological process: regulation of transcription by RNA polymerase II. Lineage: Eukaryota; Metazoa; Chordata; Lepidosauria; Squamata; Lacertidae. Gene Ontology annotation, cellular component: MOZ/MORF histone acetyltransferase complex.
UGACUUCCUGCAGGAAUUUGAUCAUGGGUGGAAAAAGCCCUUAGGACUCUGCACCAGGAGGAACCCAUGUAGCCUAUGAGCUCGACCGACGGGGGCACCUUUUCCCCAUGCCCCCCAGCCUGCUGAUCGGUCCCCGAAGUGCUCCCCACAGGGGCCUCCCCUAGGGUCGCCCCCACCCCUAAUGCAACUUAGCGAGCCUGGGAGUACCAACCCGCGAAGCUCUGCCCGCCACAGCGGGAAGGCGAGUGGCGACGGCGCUCAUUAGCCUAUCUCGGUGCCCCCCCAACCCCGCUCCUGACCGCUGUCGCCGGGCCUCCACGCUUUGUGUCCAGGGAGGAAAACGUAAGGGGGGGGGCGGUCCCUGACCGGGGGGGAGAGAGAAAGAGCGGAGCGCGGUAGCAGCCCCCUCCCUCGCCGCCUCCUUCCCUCCCCCCCCCUUCUCCCUCUCUCCAUCGCUUGGCCGGGCUGCGCUCCUGUCGCCGCCGCCGCCUCCAUCUUGCCUUCCCUCGCUCCCUUCCCCCCACCCCGCAACAGGAGCCGGAGCCGCGGCGGAGGAGCUGAAGCGAGCGGGCGGCGGGUCCGAGGCAGGUCGGGAGCCGCGGCUAUGAGGGGGAGGCGCUGAGGGGAAGCGCGCCGAGCCGACAUCUUGUCUCCCCUCCCCGACGGCGUGAGCCCGUCCGUCCCGCAGAAGACCCGGCGUCGCCACGGAGGAGGACAGGGUUUUUUGAGUUGCUGCUAUGAGGAAACCUCGGAGGAGGUCCCGACAGACCCUAGAAGGGAGACGUUCUCCUUCACCAUAUAGCUUGAAAUGCUCACCCACGCGAGAGACUCUGACCUAUGCCCAGGCCCAGCGGAUAGUCGAAGUUGAUAUUGAUGGGCGUCUCCAUCGCAUCAGCAUUUAUGAUCCUCUAAAGAUCAUCACAGAGGAUGAACUGACUGCCCAGGACAUCACAGAAUGCAACAGUAACAAAGAAAACAGUGAGCAGCCACUGUUUCCUUCAAAAUCAAAGAAAACUCAGUGUAAAGGCAAAAAAAGGGAGACAUGCACAAAACAUGCUCCUGGGACAUCAUUCCACCUACCACAGCCCAGCUUUCGGAUGAUUGAUUCCUUGAGCCAACCAGAUGCUCCAGCCCUGCCUUCAACAUACUAUCAGUACAUUGAGAAGCCACCUGAAGAUGUUGAUGCUGAAGUGGAGUAUGAUAUGGAUGAGGAAGAUUUGGCGUGGCUUGACAUGAUCAAUGAGAAAAGGAAGAACGAUGGCUAUGGGUCAGUUUCUGCUGAGACUUUUGAGUUGCUAGUAGAUCGGUUGGAGAAGGAGUCAUACCUGGAGAGCCGCAACAAUGGGCCCCAGCAGACUCUAAUAGAUGAAGAUGCCGUUUGCUGUGUUUGCAUGGAUGAUGAAUGCCAUAACAGCAACGUCAUUUUGUUUUGUGACAUUUGUAACUUGGCUGUGCACCAAGAAUGCUAUGGAGUGCCCUACAUCCCUGAGGGGCAAUGGCUUUGUCGCUGCUGCCUACAGUCCCCUUCCCGCCCAGUUGAUUGUGUUUUGUGCCCAAACAAGGGUGGGGCCUUCAAGCAGACCAGUGAUGGUCACUGGGCCCAUGUUGUUUGUGCCAUCUGGAUCCCAGAAGUCUGUUUUGCAAACACUGUGUUUCUGGAGCCCAUUGAGGGGAUAGAAAAUAUCCCACCAGCUCGCUGGAAGCUCACUUGCUACAUCUGCAAGCAGAAGGGCAUGGGAGCAGCCAUCCAGUGUCACAAGGUGAACUGCUACACAGCCUUCCAUGUCACCUGUGCCCAGAGGGCUGGUCUCUUCAUGAAGAUUGAGCCCAUGAGGGAGACCAGCCUCAAUGGCACAACGUUUACUGUGCGCAAGACUGCUUAUUGUGAGGCACAUUCCCCUCCUGGCACAGUGAAGAAAGGGCGCACAACUACUGUUCACAAGGGAGAGGAGGAUGUUUCAAGGAAUGAGGCAGUAGAUGGGGGCACUCCCAAGAGCAAGAACAAAGUGAAAUUGAAGCAGAAGGCAAAGAAGGAAGCCUGUUCUUCUGCCCCUUUGCUGAUGGUUGCACAGAUCCCUUCAUACCGACUGAAUAAAAUCUGCAGUGGUCUCGCCUUCCAGAGAAAGAAUCAGUUUAUGCAGCGACUGCACAACUACUGGCUUUUAAAGCGUCAGUCAAGAAACGGUGUUCCUCUUAUACGGCGUCUGCACUCUCAUCUGCAGUCCCAAAGAAAUGCAGAACAGAAAGAGCAUGAUGAGAAGACUGGUGCAGUGAAGGAGGAACUGAAGUACUGGCAAAAACUGCGGCAUGACUUGGAAAGAGCACGGCUGCUCAUUGAAUUAAUUCGUAAGCGUGAAAAACUCAAACGUGAGCAGGUAAAGGUUCAGCAAGCUGCCUUGGAGUUGCAGCUCACACCUUUCAACGUGCUUCUGCGGACAACACUGGAUCUUCUACAGGAAAAGGAUCCAGCCCAGAUCUUUGCAGAACCUGUAAAGCUGAGUGAGGUUCCAGAUUACCUGGAAUUCAUUUCCAAGCCAAUGGAUUUUUCUACCAUGAGGCGGAAGCUGGAGUCCCACCAGUACCGGACACUGGAUGAGUUUGAGGAGGACUUUAACCUUAUUCUUACCAACUGCAUGAGGUAUAAUUCUAAAGACACCAUUUUCCAUCGAGCGGCUGUCCGGCUGAGAGACCUCGGAGGGGCAAUAUUGCGCCAUGCACGGCGGCAAGCUGAGACUAUUGGCUAUGAUCCCCAAGUGGGGAUUCAUUUGCCUGAAUCGCCAAAGACAGAAGAUUUUUAUCGUUUCUCUUGGGAGGAUGUUGAUAACCUUCUCCUCCCUGAGAACCGGGCUCACCUUUCAUUGGAGGCACAGCUGAAGGAGCUACUGGAAAAGCUGGAUAUGGUGAGCACCAUGAGGUCAAGUGGCGCCCGAACUCGCCGCAUCCGACUCUUGAGACGCGAAAUCAACUCUAUCCGGCAAAAGCUGGCCCAGCAACAGAAUAAAACCUUGCCAAAUGGAGAUCCAGCUCCAUGGGAGGAAGGGCUUGAAAAGAUGCUACAAGGAGAACGUGAUGAAGAUGGGGAGAAAGCAGAUGACACCAAGCCCCCACUUCCCCCCACCCUGGAGCCCACAGGACCUGCACCCCCCCUAUCGGAGCUGGACUCUCUGCAGGACCCUCCAACUCUCAAACCCAUUAGCGAAAGCAAGUCCUUGAACAGACUACAUAAGCGGCUGAAGUCCGAGGGCGAGCUCUUUGAUAAGAAGACACUGCAGAGGGAGAGCCACGCCUUCCAGCGCUUGCUCAGCGACAACGGCCUGAACGGAUUGGCCCUUCAGGCCACGGGCACUUCUGCCAGCCCCCCGUUUAGUGGAGUGGGCAGGCGGACAUCUGUCCUUUUUAAAAAAGCCAAGAACGGGGUGAAACUGCAAAGAGGUCUGGACUGCCCCCUUGAGAAUGGAGAGGACCACAGCCAGAGUGGGCAGCUUUCCCCCUCCAGCGUAGAGGGUGAGCGGCCAUCCCGGAAACGGCCACAGAGUGGGAGCUGCAGCGAGAGCGAUGGCGAGAAAUCCCCCAGGCAGGCAGGAGUGACAGCACCAGUGACAAAUGGCUUCAGGAAGCAUAUGGAAAGCGGGUCUGACUCAGAGUGCAGUUCUGGCCUCGGUAGUGGUCUCUCAUCUGACAUCUGCAGUGGUCUGACUCCGCACAAACGUAGCCGAGGAAAGCCUGCUCUUGCACGGGUCCCUUUUUUGGAUGGUGUAAAUGGAGACUUGGAAUACAGUAGCUCAGGUACAAACCUACUGAUGCCCUUUGAGGAGCACACAGAACUAGAACCUCUGGAACUUGUAUGGGCAAAAUGUCGUGGCUACCCUUCUUACCCGGCGUUGAUAAUUGACCCUGACAUGCCUCGCGAGGGCCUCCUUCACAAUGGAGUCCCAAUUCCUGUCCCUCCUCUGGAGGUUUUGAAGUUAGGGGAGCAGAGGCAAGCAGAAGUUGGAGAAAAGCUUUUCCUUGUCCUUUUCUUUGACAACAAGAGGACAUGGCAGUGGCUUCCACAGGAAAAAGUUAUUCCUCUUGGAGUAGAUGACACAGUGGAUAAACUAAAGAUGUUGGAGGGACGAAAAACCAGCAUCCGCAAGUCUGUCCAGGUGGCAUAUGACCGGGCCAUGAUCCAUAUGAGUCGAGUUCGGGGAGACCACCCUUUUGUCACACCAAAUUAUCUGUAGGGACUGAAAGAGCCUGCUCUGCCCUUCCUGCUCUUUCUGGAAAUAAUGCCUAUCAAUAGGCACAGUGGGUCUUGGGUCACUGAUCAGUAGGGGAUUCUCCCCUGCCUGGAGGACGGUGUGAAUGUUAUGUCUGUUUGCGUUCAUAACAGAGAUGCACUAUUCCUAGUAGUAGGGAAAGCAGCUGUAAAGUAUCUGAUAUGUGCCAUAAAGCCUGUCUGGAUUCUUUCUGAAUCUGUCUCAAUGAAGAGCCAGCAGGAAAUGAAGUGAUGUAAUAGUCUGACUAGGAAGAGGAUGUCAGGAGCAGCUGCACUGUCCUGCCGUGGCCUUGGUUAUAGGGCAAGGGAGAAGCUGAACUCAUUUGGCGAUUGGACUGCAAGUCUCACAAGUCUCUUGUGUUUCAUUCUUCAGCUAGUCCCGAGUUCAGCUAACGAAGAAUCAUCUGGAGCCUGCCACUGCUAUAAAUAAUCCUUCAUCCUUUAGAUGACUCUUGUGUGCCAAAUUUAAUAUUCAACAUACUUUUUCAUGUUAUUUUAAAAAGCACUGGUUUGCCCCACUGCAUUUAUACAUUUAAAGGCUAGUCUAGAAGCCUCAUGCCUAGGUUUAUAUAGGUUUUUAUGUUAGAUCUUACUGACAGGAAGGAUAGAGAUAAUAUUUUGGUGGGUUUUCCCUCCUCCCUCAUGCACAUUUAAAUGCACAGAGCUUUAAAUAUGAAGAUGAAAUCACUUGUGAAAUGUUUUGUGUGAUUACAUUUAUGAAGUAGUUUUUACAUUUCAACUUCAGGUUAAUAACAUGUUUGAAACUGGGCAGAACAGUAUUUUACAUCUUCUUUUGGGAAGCACCUAGUCCGCUGGAGCAAUGCUGUUAAGUACUAAGAUUUACUAGGACACGACAAAAACAGAACCUUGUUGGUUUUAAAAACUUCUAGCACAUAGCUCCAUUUUAGGGGCGCUGCGUACAGAAGUUCUGUCCGAGUAAGAGCUGCCUCAUUCGCUUCUGUACAUCAUCACCCUGACCCAUAAAGCCGUAUGAUUGCUGGAUGUCUAUAGAAGAGGCUGGCUGUAUGCAGAAACAGGUUUCCAUGUGGCCAUUGUUCACCUCGUGGCAUGUGCAGAGAUUUCUCCCCCUUUAAAUGGUGCAGUACCUGCUUGCAUAGAGUGCCAUGUGUGUAUUGCCGUGUGGAGCUUUGGGUCAGGGCAUUAGUGUCAAACUGCAGUUCCCCUUUGCCCUCAAAAUUCCCCCCAUCUUGUUUUGGGUUGAAUUUGGAACAGUGUCUGUUUUCUUGCUCACCAGAACACAUUGCAGUUUCACCCUUAGCUUCCCCCAUAAAUAUUUCUUUCUCUAUGAACCUUCGUUACUGGAAUCCGUUAAAGUCAAGUGUGCAACUCCUCUGAGAAUCCUAGCUUUUAACUUGCAUGCGCUGGAAAAACAGGGAAAGCUGAAGUUUGCAAGUUGACAAAGCAUUUCACAUUUGAAUUCUGAUUUGUCUAGAUUUCUCUAUGUCUUUUUAAGCGUUACAAACCAAAGGUGCAAAGCAAGAUUGUAAUUUUAAAAUAUAAUUGUUUCUUUUCUUUUUAACUCAGUAUUUUUUAUUAUUUUAAUUUUUCUUCAUACUAAAGAGAUUGUGGAACAAAAUGUUAAUAAUAAGGGGGAAAUCACUGCCAUUUCUAUGUGGUCUACUUUUUUUAAAAGUACCACAUCUUAUAUAUUGGGGACAUAAAACCACACUUUAUGGAAAAUAUCUGUAACAUAUAAAGAAUAAGAAUAGGAUUUUUUUUUAAAAAAAGUUGAUAAUGCCUAAAGAGUGUGGCUGUGGAAGGAACUUCUGUACAUAGUUGUAAAAUACUAUUCUAAAUUAUUCAGGCCGAUUGUUACCAUUCUUGAAGUCCUCGGUUGUGUUGCUGGGUCUUUUGUAUGCACACAGUGUAAUUAAUUUAAAGCAACAUACACUUUUCCCAGGUUGUAGCUCAGCUGUGGACUUGUGACUUAUGUAUAACUGUUUUAAGAUCUUGCAUUUUACUUUUUUCAUUUUUUAAAAAUUACAUUUUAAGGAUUUGAAUUGGCUAAUAUCCUGCUGUUGCUAUGGGACCUAAACGUGACUUGUCAGUCUGCUGUAAAGCACAGAUGGCUCUAUUUAUUAUAGAAAGUGAGUUUAUUUGCUUUCUAGAAAUGUUUAUAUCAGAUGGUAUAAAAGAGGUAAUAAAAUUCUAUGCUUGUAAAGAAAAAAAUGCUAAUUUUACCUACUAUAAUCUGACUGUCUGAAGCUAUAUUUUCUCUCUGAGAAAUAAAUGUUCUAAUGUAAAAUAACUAA